CUAGCUAUAAUGAUCACAAAUUCCUUUCCAGAUUCAAUUAACUGCAAGCCGUGUCCAUGGGAAUACUGGUCUAAUGCUGAGAAAAAUAAAUGUGUUUUGAAGGCUGUAGAGUUUCUGUCAUUCACAGAAAUUAUGGGAGUAGUGCUAGUCUUUUUCUCACUGUUUGGAGUAGGAUUAACUCUGCUGGUGGCCAUCCUAUUUUACAACAAGAAGGACACCCCCAUGGUAAAAGCAAACAACUCAGAACUGAGCUUCCUGCUGCUCUUCUCAUUGACUCUGUGUUUCCUCUGUUCACUUACUUUCAUUGGUAGGCCCACUGAGUGGUCCUGUAUGUUGUGUCACACCGCAUUUGGGAUAACUUUUGUUCUCUGUAUCUCCUGUGUUCUGGGGAAAACAAUAGUGGUGUUAAUGGCCUUCAAGGCUACACUUCCAGGAAAUAAUAUCAUGAAAUGGUUUGGACCUGCACAACAACGACUCAGUGUUCUUGCUUUUACACUUAUACAGGUUAUUAUCUGUGUGCUUUGGCUAACAAUAUCUCCCCCAUUUCCUUACAAAAAUAUGAAAUAUUAUAAGGAAAAGAUCAUUCUUGAGUGCAGUCUGGGUUCUACUAUAGGUUUCUGGGCUGUACUCACUUACAUUAGCCUUCUGGCUUUCUUGUGCUUCAUUCUCGCUUUUCUGGCUCGCACACUGCCUGAUAAAUUCAAUGAAGCCAAAUUCAUCACAUUCAGUAUGCUUAUAUUCUGUGCUGUAUGGAUCACGUUUAUUCCAGCUUAUGUCAGUUCCCCUGGAAAAUUUACUGUAGCUGUUGAGAUAUUUGCUAUUCUAUCUUCAAGCUUUGGUUUAUUAUUUUGCAUUUUUGCACCUAAAUGUUAUAUUAUCUUGCUUAAGCCUGAACAAAAUACAAAGCAACACUUGAUAGGAAAAACAGCAUCUGUGUCCUUAGCCCUCCAGGCAUACUGAUAAUUUAAAACAACAUGUCUAUAUUCACAUGAAGAAAAAACAAAACAAAAAACAUACAGAUGCAAAUGCUCACCUGGGAGCA
Carassius auratus (goldfish) is the source of this 1042-nucleotide messenger RNA. RefSeq names its product extracellular calcium-sensing receptor. Gene Ontology annotation, molecular function: G protein-coupled receptor activity. NCBI's taxonomy places the organism in Eukaryota, Metazoa, Chordata, Actinopteri, Cypriniformes, Cyprinidae. The transcript has a single exon. Gene Ontology annotation, biological process: G protein-coupled receptor signaling pathway. The record is from RefSeq and is a predicted model, not a curated record. The coding region runs from base 10 to 960 and encodes 316 amino acids. Gene Ontology annotation, cellular component: plasma membrane.